Molecule: messenger RNA, 10696 nt
Organism: Ictidomys tridecemlineatus (thirteen-lined ground squirrel)
Lineage: Eukaryota; Metazoa; Chordata; Mammalia; Rodentia; Sciuridae
Source: RefSeq, a predicted model, not a curated record
AGCGCGCGGGCGGUGCUAGUGGCGGGAGGAGUAAAGAUGGCGGUGCUGUGGUCUCCGCCUUCUGCUCCCGGCUGAAGCGCUCUGAGGGAGGCGGCAGCGGCAACACAAGCCGCACCAACAGUCUAGUGGUGGUAGUUUCGGCAGCACCUUCCCAGGCCGGAGCCAUGGCGGAGCUGGAGCACCUGGGCGGGAAGCGGGCAGAGUCGGCGCGAAUGCGGCGGGCUGAGCAGCUGCGGCGCUGGCGGGGCUCGCUGACAGAGCAGGAGCCGGCGGAGCGACGAAGCACGGGGCGGCAGCCACAGACUAGGCGCGGGAGCCCCAGGGUCCGCUUCGAAGACGGCGCUGUGUUUCUGGCUGCCUGCUCUAGCGGGGACACGGACGAGGUGAAAAAGCUUCUGUCGAGAGGUGCGGACAUCAACACCGUCAACGUGGACGGCUUGACAGCCCUGCACCAGGCCUGUAUUGAUGAAAAUUUGGACAUGGUGAAGUUUUUGGUUGAGAACAGAGCCAAUGUAAACCAGCAAGACAAUGAGGGAUGGACACCCCUUCAUGCAGCAGCUUCCUGUGGCUAUCUCAACAUAGCAGAGUAUUUCAUUAACCAUGGAGCCAGUGUGGGUAUGGUGAAUAGUGAAGGUGAGGUCCCUUCUGACCUUGCAGAAGAGCCAGCCAUGAAGGAUCUUCUUCUGGAGCAAGUAAAGAAGCAAGGAGUUGAUCUAGAGCAGUCAAGAAAGGAAGAAGAGCAACAGAUGUUACAGGAUGCCCGCCAGUGGCUCAACAGUGGGAAAAUAGAGGAUGUGAGGCAGGCCCGCUCAGGAGCCACAGCCCUCCAUGUGGCUGCUGCCAAGGGCUACUCUGAAGUGCUCAGACUUCUAAUUCAAGCUGGCUACGAACUCAACGUUCAGGAUCUUGAUGGCUGGACUCCCCUCCAUGCAGCAGCACACUGGGGAGUGAAGGAGGCUUGUUCCAUCUUGGCAGAAGCACUCUGUGACAUGGAUAUCCGGAACAAACUGGGUCAGACGCCAUUUGAUGUGGCUGAUGAGGGUCUUGUGGAGCAUUUGGAGAUGCUCCAGAAGAAGCAGAAUGUGCUUCGAAGUGAAAAGGAGACACGAAAUAAACUCAUUGAGUCAGACCUGAACAGCAAGUUGCAGAGUGGACUCUUUAAGAACAAAGAGAAGAUGCUAUAUGAGGAAGAGACACCCAAGUCCCAAGAAAUGGAGGAAGAAAGUAAAGAAUCCAGCAGCUCUAGUUCAGAGGAAGAGGAAGGUGAAGAUGAAGCUUCUGAGUCAGAAACUGAGAAGGAGGCAGAUAAAAAGCCAGAAGCCACUGUCAACCAUUCCAACUCUGAAAGCAAGAGUAGUGUCAUGGAGCAGAUACCAACACCAGCUCAGAAUACCUUCUCUGCCUCUUCUGCUAGGAGAUUCUCCUCCAGCCUUUUUAACAAGCCAGAAGAGGCCAAAGAUGAAUCUCCUUCUUCAUGGAGAUUGGGACUCAAAAAAACUGGCAGUCAUAACAUGCUGAGUGAAGUGGCCAAUUCUAGAGAAGGCCUAAGGGAUCGAGGCUCUUCCAUCUACCGCUCCUCUUCAAGCCCUCGGAUCUCUGCUCUGCUGGACAACAAAGAUAAGGAAAGAGAAAACAAAAGCUACUUUAGUUCACUGGCAUCCCGGAGGCUCAGUAGCACAAAUGACAUUGAAGAAAAGGAGAACAGAGAGUCAGCUGUUAAUCUAGUGAGGAGUGGCUCCUAUACUCGGCAGCUGUGGAAGGAUGAAGCAAAGGGAAAUGAAACUCCACAGACAAUUACUCCUUCCACCUAUGUAUCAACCUACUUGAAAAGUGCUUCAUUUGGUAGAAGUAGUGACCCCACAAGUCCCUACAUUUCAGCCAAUCGCAAUUCAUCUCCUGCUACCUCACCCAUUACCAUUGGUUCAUCUACCUCUCGGGGCAGCCAGUGGCAACCUGCCUCUUCUUGCCCUGCAUCAAUCAGUGCAAACACUACUGCAUCUGUACACCAUGGCAGGACUCCUUACAAAUCCCAGGCUGACUCUACAACAGAGAAGACAGCAGAGAGUGUCUCUUGUAGCACCCCGCUCUGUGUGAUCACCAAUCGUCCUCCACCUAGCACUGCCAAUGGGGUCACAGCUGCCACUGUGCUCUCCUCUACUGGAACAGACUCCUCUGUGGAAGCCAGGGAGAAGAGGAGGUCCUAUCUGACUCCGGUACGGGAUGAGGAAGCAGAGUCUUUACGGAAAGCACGUUCCAGACAAGCUCGGCAAACUCGAAGAUCUACUCAAGGUGUUACCCUAACAGACCUUCAAGAAGCAGAAAGGACUUUCAGCCGGUCCAGGGUAGAGAGACAGGCUAGUGAGAAACCUGCAGACACUGAAGGACUGGAGGGUAGCACUGAGAAGCAAGAGCCCUCAGCUGUCCCAGCAAAGGAAGCUGGGGAAGACCAGCAACCCUGGGGCAGGAGUCUGGAUGAAGAGCCUGUCUAUCAUCGUCUGAGGUGUCCAGCUCAGCCAGACAAACCCACAAAACCAGUGUCUCCUUCUGCAUCAAGACCUUCACUCUACACCAGUUCUCAUCUGCUACGAACAAGUAGAUGUUCCAUCCCUGAUUCUGAGAGUUCAGAGAUCACUAUGAAUACUACAGCUGCAAAGGAAAUGGACAAAAAUGAAAGUGAAGAAGUGGAUUUGGAUGAUCAGUCCUCUAACAGGCUCUCCAUUCGAGAGAGGAGGCGUCCCAAGGAACGACGAAGAGGCACGGGCAUCAACUUCUGGACAAAAGAUGAGGAUGAAACUGAUGUCUCUGAAGAGGUCAAGGAAACACGGCAUGAAAGACUUUCUAGGUUGGAAUCAGGAGGUGGUAACCCUACAACCAGUGAUUCUUAUGGUGACCGAGCCUCAGCAAGAGCCCGUCGGGAAGCCCGGGAGGCUCGUCUAGCCAGUCUGACCAGCCGUGUGGAAGAGGACAGCAACAGGGAUUAUAAAAAACUCUACGAGAGUGCCCUGACUGAAAACCAAAAACUGAAAACCAAACUUCAGGAGGCCCAGCUAGAGCUAGCAGAUAUAAAAUCCAAGCUUGAGAAGAUGGCCCAGCAGAAACAAGAAAAGACCUCUGACAGAUCAUCAAUGCUAGAAAUGGAGAAACGGGAGAGACGAGCCUUGGAGCGGAAAAUGUCAGAAAUGGAAGAAGAGAUGAAGAAUCUCCACCAGCUAAAACAGAUUCAAACUUUGAAGCAGAUGAACGAGCAACUGCAGGCUGAGAACAGGGCCCUGACCCGAGUGGUGGCCAGACUCUCGGAGUCCAUCGAGUCCUCGGACACCCAGGAGCUCUAGUUCUUGCCCUUCCUCUCCACCUCACUUCCCUCCUCCACUACUCCAGGUGUUAACAGAACUGAAAUCUGACAACCAGAGGCUGAAAGAUGAAAAUGGCGCCCUCAUCAGAGUGAUCAGCAAACUGUCCAAAUAGACAAGGCUCCAGGUGUGAGAAGGCAUCUGCUGCCCUGCCCCUCAUUUCCAGCCAUUGCCUUCCAGCCAAAAGAAGUGAAUGUUUUGGUGGAAGGAAGGGGACACUUCUCUCUGACCCUCUUCAGUCACAUCCUCUGCACUGUACAUUUUCUCUGCACUCUCAAUGCCCUGUUCCUCCCACACCCUCACCCCAAGUUUUAUGACAGUUUUAAUUGAAGCAUGAUUGUGAUCAUUGGAGCCAUCUGGAAAAGACCCCUCGGAGCACACCAAGCUCAGCUAUGGACCUAAGCUUCCUGCUGCUCUCCUACUUUGUCCACAUUGGAUUUGGUCCAAACACAUAAGACAUGCCUAGCCUUUAUGCUGACCCAGUAUCCUUUAAUAUAAGUGAGUCUUGUGGUACCACUCCAGGUUCCUGUCUGGGGUGCCAAGAGAAAUGGCAGGAUGUGGAAUUAAUCAUCAGCCUCUGGAGCUGUGUUUCUUUGGAGUGCAGGGGACAGUGACCGCACUGAAGCUCUCUGUUCUUCACCUCUCAGGAACUGGCUUAUAUUUUCUCCUCAGCAACCCAGAGCCAUUCCUGACUAGUCUUAACCCCUCUUCUUCCCUCAUGCCUAACCUUUAUCCAAGGCACUGAUGGCCCUGGCCUCACUUAUUCCUUUACCUUCUAUCCUUUCGUUCUUUCUCUCCCACACCCUUGCCUCCAGAGCACUCGACCUUGGUUUUUUGUUUGUUUUGUUUUGUUUUGUUUUGACCAUUGUGGAAGAUCAUUACUCUGGAGACUAGAAAAUCAUGACUCUGGUGCUUCAUGAGCCCUGUCUAUAAAAAGUGAGACCAUGGCAGAAGUGUCAGCCUGCUAUUCACAUUUUCCACUUAUCUUCCCCCUGAAAAAUGGUUUUUCUUAUUAGAAAAUCUGGGCUCCUUAUUAGAAAAUAGCUCUUAUUAGAAAAUCUUAUUCCUUAUCAGAAAAGUAGAUACCCCAUUCUGCCUGAUCUCUCUUUGAUGAGGGAAUUUUCCUCUCUUCACCUGGUGCCUCUUGCAAAUGAGAUAUGAAGUCAUUGCAAGGAGACCUGUAAGGUGGGGAGGGCAGACUGUUGGGAGCUGGGCAGAGGGUGGAAGUUGAAAUACAUAUUUGGUGAAAGGAAAGUAUCUGAGGACACUGAAACAUGACGACAGAGAAGACAGUGUUCCACUGUGCUGUGAGAAUAGUGGUGGAUUGGAUUGUUUCUGGUGGUUAGAUUAAGGGAAGAGAUAUUUGCAUUCUUAGAAGUUAUCAGGAGACAUGGUUGCUUGAUGAGGUUUAAAGGGAAGAAGUCCUUUUAACGCAUGAUGAGGGUCAUGGAAUUUUAGAGUGGCAAGGCCCAGAGGUCAUUUGGUCCAGCUUUCCAUUUUUGUGUCACAGGGACCCCUGCUACCGCUUUGACCCAUAGUUAGAUAGCCUCUGGUGGCUGUGCACUUACUACUUGAGGUUUGAGCAACUCUAAUCAGAGUUUCUCCUAAGACCAGCUGAAGUCUGCCUGUAGGCCAUGUCUACCCUUCAUAGCUCCUUGAAGUGAGAGCACUUCAGAUCCAUGUGGAUGGUGGUCUCUUCUUCACCUGACAUCAAUCCCACACUGCCCUAGUCUUUUCAGUCACUCCUCAUGUGACAUGCUUUUCAUACCUGUCAUCUUGGCCAUCCUGCUUUAGACAAAACAGCCUUUUAAGAUAUCUUUCCCAGACCUUCACAGAGUACUCCAUAACCCCAGCGCACAGUUCAAUCAUUAGUUCUCCAUGAGACAAUUAAGGCAUAUAGUAUUUGCUUUUUGGAGGAGUUGCAUCCCUUGGUUCACCUUGAGUGUGCAGGUCACUUAGAGCCUCAUUGUAGGGUUGCCAGUGAUACUCAGUGCUGGGAGCAGUCUGUGAUACCUCUGUCUGUCAUUGUCUUCUGAAAGUGUCGAUGGUGUUCUCGAUAGUCCUCUGGAAUGCCCAUGCUCUUUUCUCAGAAUCUAUAAUUCAGGAACAGUUCCAGAAUAGUAGCCAUGCCUCCUCUGGUAGAACCUCACUUUUAGAGUAUAUAAGAUUCUCUCUUCUGUUCCUGCCUCUUUUUUUUUUUUUUUUUCAUUUUUUUUCCAGGAGAAGCUGCUCCUAUCUUGGAAUUUUAUAUUAUAAUGUGGGUAUUGUAAGCUCAAUUCUCAGGGAAUGCUGGAUUAGAGUGAGAAGUGCCAUAUCUUCCACUGUAAGCAUAUCCUUCAUUCGGGGGAAAAGAAAUCAACAAGGAUUGGCUAAUUGAUUCUCCUGGUGCCUCUUGGAUAUGGAGGAAGUGGAGCUGAUUGCCUCUUAAGAAAAGAAAACCAGAUUAUUAGGAAAUAUUUGUUAUUCUUCUCAGUUCCUUAGACCGAGUAAAGGAAUUGCAGAAUUCCCUCAGAUCCCUUUGUGCCUUUUAAAGUAUUGGAGGCAGGUUCUCAAAACUCUUGAAUUGGUGUCUCUCCCCCGCUGCUCUACAGCAGCCUUUCAUGUCAAAGGUCUCUUCUUGCCAGGAGUCUUUCCUUGUGUCAAGAAGUUUACAAGCUUUUUAAUCUCAGGAAUACUGGAUUCUAUGGCCAAGAACUCAGAAAGUGUGAACCAUAGUUCACACUAAGGUACAAUUUCCUGAAUUCACUAUUUCAGGCAAUUGUUCUUAUGCCAUUGAUUUUAUUAGAUAACAUUCUGAAUCCUGUUCUCCUAUAGAGAAUAAAACGUCCUUUCGUCACAGCUGUAUUGACUGGAAGCCAUACAAGGUGCUGGGUGUAGGCCUUUUAGUAGCAAGUUACCUACUAUUGGUCUCCUCAGUCUCCACUGCCCUCUGCAUCCUUGCCUGCUGGUUUGGGAACUCAUGAGCACCCCAGCAGCUCAAGCUAAGUGAGUAGCAGCAGGCUGGCCAGCAGCGAGAGGCUCAGCUCUGUCACUUUAGUCUUGACAGGAAGACUGUCAAGACUGUCUGGAAAAGAGAAUUUCUCAGUUCAACUUCACACCCUCUGUUCCCACUGACUUGAUAUUUUUCAAUAGCCAAGCCACACCUUUGGGAGUAACGAUUGAGGAUUCCAGAGAUUCUCUGGCUAAAGUUUGCCUAUUUGUCUUUCAGAGGCUGCUGAUCCUUUUCAGAUAGCCCAGUCCUUUUCAGAAGCCCCAGGUGUGAUGACCCCAGCCCCAUCCUAAUCUCUAGCAUAAGGCUGUGCAUAUCUCAGGGUACAGCUACUAACAAUUCUGAACAACAGACAUGUCCCAGGUGUCCUUAGAACAUUCGAUUCUCCACUAGGCCAAUCUCAUUGGCUAUCUCCUAGAUACUCCCUUGCUGUCUAUCCAGCUGCAGGAUAUUUGCAUUUCUCUUCUGUGCUUUUCCAUGUUUAACGAGAUCUAGAUGCAUUUGAUGCUCUCGAGGCCGCUGGUGGGUUUCAUAUCUCUGUUUGGAACAUUUCACUUCUUCUCCCUAUCCCAAACAAAGCAUGUGCUUAUUUGACAGUUACACCAGGAAGCAAGGAGGCUACAAUCCUACUUAAUAGCUGUGGAUCCCACACAAGACUGGGUGAACUACCAGCUGCUUCUCCGCCAAGAGCAUUUAACUGAUUUCAGAGAUGAGGAAGGAGAAAUUCUCAGCCAUGCACUUUGCUGUGCCUCUGGAUGUCUGGCAACUUUGCAGCAUCUCUUAGCCAAAGAAAGACACCAUCUCCUCUCAGAGAAAAGCCAGUUGUUUCUGGCCAGGCCACUGUGCAGAAGGUCCCCACAGUGUUGGCACUCUUUAGGAGAUGGGCCUGGGUGAGCAGACACCUGGGGAAGAGAAGACUGUUCUACGUGUUGUGUUAUUCUGCUUCCAGCCACUUCACACCUUAAAGGGAGGCCUACAGGUUCAGCAACAAGGCCCAUGGAAAGGGGGAGUUCCUGUCUGCCCCAGCAAGUGAGUCACUACUGCAGCUGAACAGUGAGGGAUCACCAGGAGUCCAGAGUCCUUCUCUUCUGGAUACCACCAGGGCCACUGAACCCCAUCAUUUAUGCCCACACUGCACUUACCUUGGCACACAAUCUCGUCAGUCAGAGGUCCCUGCUCAAAUCUAAGCCCAGAUCUCUCUCACUAUUCUGAUUUUUAAGGCAGGUUCAGACCCCCUCAAAGAUUUGGAUUCCUGUGACCCCGUAAAUGAGGCAGCUGUGAGGGGAGAAUAGGCGACAUGAAAGGGUAAACCCCCAGGAACCUGAACAUCAGUGCUGGGGUCAGCUCUUCUAUUAGCCGUGUGACCUUGGGCAAGAUUACCUUUAAAUUCUCUUGGCUUAAAAUUCUGUGAUUUAUUCAUUCUUAGGAAGAACAGAACAUUUCUUAUACUUGGAAUUUCUGCUUCAAAAAUUCCUUCUUUUUAACCUCAAAAAUUCAAGAGCAAAAAUUCUUGUUUUCUUCCAAUUCAAACUGUUUAACAUCAGCUCGUCAAGACUGACUUCUCAUCCUUGCUGGAAAGUGAGUUUGGUAUUAAGGAUAAUUGAGUGGUGUUGCAAUUGCUUUCCCUCCUAAUGUUUUGGUAAGAAUAUUAAAACCUGCAGAGGUGGAAAUUGGAGCUCAUAGGGAAAUGGAUAGAAAGUAAUUUGUUGUAGGCAGCCUUCAGACAAAUUGUUUUAAUAGGAAAUAGAGCUGCCGCUUCACAGGUCCUCAACCACCUUUCCUCGGCUUCCUCAGACAUGGCCUACUCUGCCUCUUCGCCCCAGACAGACAAAUUGAUUGCAUUGCUGCUUAGCACGAGCUGGUCCCUGGUCUUGAACUCUGUCUUGCAACAGCAAAGGAAUUUUCCUCAGUAAAAAAAAAAAAAAAUUAGUUCCUUUGAGCUCCUCUGGAUUCUGGUCUCUCAGAAGUAGGAAGUUCUGGUUCUGUUCAAGGCAGGCUUUCCUUUAUAGCAGGUCUGCAAACGAGACCAGCAAAGUCAGAAGCAUUUACAAACCACACUGCCAUGUUGCACAGAGCAGCACUCAGCUCUUGCAAGACUCCUGUGGGUCUAGUGUGAGCCCAGUGAAAGGGCAAAGACCCUGGGUGGGGAGGUGGCCCCCAGGCAGCAUUGGAAAAGAGACAGGCAGGGCUUUGAACGUGGAGCAGGGUAGAGGUUGCAAGCACUGGGAGGGAAGGAAGGAGGGAGCAAAGCUUCAGCGUGGAAAUGAGCUGUGAGCUGGUGACUUUAUCCUCAGCCUCCAGCUGAGCUGAGAUUCUAAUCAGCUUCCCUAAUGGGUAUUGACACUGCUCAGGAGGAGACCCUAUCAGGGACAGGUAUUGAUCGCUGUGUUCUGAUUAGAUUGGAAAAAUAGAUCAACUUCACUACAUCCCAGGAAGUCAUUGCCACAGCUACUAAGGAAUGAGGUGUUUUUUGAAAUCUGAGAAAAAACAGCAGAGACUCUUGACCUGGCAGCCAGCUGCAGCAUAGUGAAAGAAGAUGUGCUCACUACUUAAGAGCGGACAUCGAGGGUCAGAGUUGAACUGAGGAAUGGCUUGCAACCCAAUCUCUGGAAACCUGCAGAAUUCCUAGGGAAGAACAGUUGAUAAGAAGCAGGGGUGUCUAAAGACCACAGCACUGAUGCGUGUUCUGUCUGGCUUUCCUUACAAAGGCUUGACAAUUUGAGGGUCCUCUUCUAGUCUGAGUGCAUAGACACGUACGUACAUGCUAGCUCGGAGCUUCCAAAAUGAGGUCUCGCAUGUUCUUGAUUAGAAAUGAGAACUCAGAAACCAAUUUUAUUCAAGUAUAUUAUUCUAUCAGUUCAUAUUUUUGGCCUUUCCCCCUCCCUUCCAGUCCCCCAAAGGACUUUUCUCUCAUCUGCUUAUCAUUUUGGACUGUGAAUCUGCCAGAGUGAUAUUUUGUUAUUUCUCCUCCAAAAUUUCCCCUAAUGCUGCCAAUAAGAUUUUAUGUGGGUGGCCUUUAAGUUGACAUCAGGAUGCUCUUAUGUCCUUCCAGUAAACAUACUUCACCCUUCCUCUCCCUUUCAUCUUCCUCCAUGUUCUUUUUCUUUGCUUUUCUCACGUGGACCUGAUGGUGCUUAAGAAAAAGAGGUGUUCCCUAAUCAGCCAGGAUUCCUGGAGUUUCACAUCCAACAGCCACCUCUGCCAUCCCCCUUCCCAUUUCAAAGAUUGCGGACUGUGCUAAUGGCCCCUCGUCACCCUUUGGGUUCCUUCCUAGCCUGGCCAAGGAGACCAGGUAGCAUGUCUGGUUUAUCCCGUCUUUGUCCUGAGAGAGCUGACUGGUUCCAGCUUAAGGCAAAAGUGUCUUCUCUGCACACCUGGACGGGCCUGGCAGUGCAUCUGGCGGUGGCAGCUCAGCCCACUUCUGCCUGCAGGAUAGGGGAUUCGGAGAAGGCAUGUAACUGGGGAAGCUGGUGAGAGCCUCUGGUGUGGUCCCGGGACAGAGCACAAAUCCUGAACAAGGGACUUGUGAGGGUCAGCACGAGCUCGACUCCCCCAAAAUACACCUGCUCUUGCUGUCCCUCCCCCAAGACGAGCCGACUUCAGCUUGUCCUCUGGUGCAGAGGGCCAGGUGAAGAGAAAUUGGGGGGAAAAGGACACUGGGCGGCAAGCUGCAGGGCACGGGAGGGUUCAAGAAGACACAGCCAUCCAAAGCACACCCUUUUCUAGCCAGCAUCCCUUGAACUCCCGAAAGGUUGGACACCACCCAGCUGGUUCAUGAAAGAGGCUGGACUUCCCCAAGGAGGGAAGGAGUGUGCUUCACCUUGCCUCCCUCUUCUAGGAGAGAUGUGUCCUCUUCUCAAUUGAGUGGUUCAGAUUCAGGCUUUGACUUUAUGGUUUUCUCCCUCUUUUCUUGCCUCUGCCCCUACCUUGAUCAGACAGGGGUGAAAAGAGCUCAUAAGAACCACCCUGGUGUCUCCACACUGAUCCCACCUCAGUGACAGCACCGUGUGUCUUUACUCUUUCCACCCUUCCUUCCGCACCUUACUUCCACACCAGAUGUAAACUGUUCUUCAGCUGAGGUGUGUGGAUUAACUUUAGUCUGUUGUAAAUACACCUGGGGAGGGGGCCAUUUCGGGAGGGGAAGCCGGAUUUGCUUUGUGAACUGAAUGUAUUUUUAUGCAAUUUUGAGUGGCCUUUCAACCCUGAGAUAUGGAUGAUUUUGUUUUACUGGUUGUUAUUAUAUAGCAUUAAGUAUUCUGUGUUUGAAAGUUUGGUAAUAAUAAUAUUCACAUCUAUAUGAUGCCUGUAAACACAACAGUAUUUAUAAGUGAGUAAAUAAAACUGUGUUUUAACUUUG